Messenger RNA from Strongylus vulgaris, 1407 nucleotides. The record is from the annotation of a GenBank genome assembly. NCBI's taxonomy places the organism in Eukaryota, Metazoa, Nematoda, Chromadorea, Rhabditida, Strongylidae.
UUACUUCACGUCUGUGGACUGAUCUACAUGUUUGUAUCGCUGGCGAUUGUAUGUGAUGAGUUCUUCGUGCCAUCGCUCGCUGUUAUCACCGAGAAACUAGCAAUCUCUGACGAUGUCGCUGGUGCAACUUUUAUGGCAGCUGGAGUGCUACUUCACGUCUGUGGACUGAUCUACAUGUUCGUAUCGCUGGCGAUUGUAUGCGAUGAAUUCUUUGUGCCAUCGCUUGCUGUUAUCACCGAGAAGCUAGCAAUCUCUGACGAUGUCGCUGGUGCAACUUUCAUGGCAGCUGGAGGUAGUAUAGAGAAGAUUCUAAAUUCAUUCCUCUAUGUUCAUUCAGGAUCAGCUCCAGAGUUCUUCACAUCAGUUAUCGGCGUGUUCAUCGCUGAGAAUAAUGUUGGUAUUGGAACCAUAGUAGGAAGUGCUACUUUCAACAUUCUUUGUGUCCUGGCCUGUUGUACGCUAUUCUCCACGACAGUUUUACAACUAACAUGGUGGCCGUUAUUUAGAGUUUGUAUCCGAAUUUCCAAAAAAAAAUUUAUUUUCAGAGAUGUUUCCAUUUAUAUUCUAGCUUUACUCAUGCUUGUUUUGUUCUUCUUAGAUGAGAAGGUGGAUUUAUUUGUCAUUUGCAGGCCAUCACUGAUCAAUCGACGCCAAUCUAUUCCAAUCUUACACUCGGGAACAAUGUUUCGAACGGGAAUUAUGCAACUUAUGCAUCAAACCCUAGAUGAGGUUGCUGAAGAUGAGGAUUCAUACAGACGUUCACCAUCAUUGCCGGAGCUUGCAUCACCAAUUUCGCCAAGUCCCACGACUUUUGCCCUUCAGAAGUCUAUUCUUGAAGAAGAAGAAGAGCAGCCUUUGAAUAUGGAAUGGCCGGAUCGAUUUAUCAAACAAGUUACUUAUAUCUGUCUCGCUCCUGUACUUAUACCUAUGUGGGUUACCAUCCCAGAUGUUCGUCGACCGACAAGUCGUCAUUGGUAUCCAGUGACUUUUGUAAACUCAAUCCUAUGGAUUGCGUUUUUCUCCUAUUUGAUGGUGUGGUGGGCGAAUACUAUUGGUGAAACACUGGUUAUUCCAACCGAAGUAAUAGGACUGACAAUACUAGCAGCUGGCACCAGUAUUCCUGAUCUCAUUACAAGUGUGAUUGUUGCAAGGAAAGGUCUCGGGGACAUGGCCGUAUCAAGCUCGGUUGGAAGCAAUAUAUUCGACGUUUGUGUAGGCAAAGGCCUCCUAUGUUCGGUAGGAAUGCUGUUCAUUAUGCUAGUGGUGCUCGUCUUCUCCACAUUCAUCUCUCGAUGGCAAAUGAAUAAAGCAUUUGGCGUCAUCAUGAUCGUCUCCUACAUCGCAUUCUGCCUCUUCUCUGUUGCCCUCGAAACUGAUCGUAUCACAUGUCCAAUGAACCUCUGUUAA